This is a messenger RNA of Ictidomys tridecemlineatus (thirteen-lined ground squirrel), 9975 nucleotides long. RefSeq names its product ubiquitin protein ligase E3A (gene Ube3a). Gene Ontology annotation, biological process: ubiquitin-dependent protein catabolic process; protein polyubiquitination. Gene Ontology annotation, molecular function: ubiquitin protein ligase activity. The record is from RefSeq and is a predicted model, not a curated record. Lineage: Eukaryota; Metazoa; Chordata; Mammalia; Rodentia; Sciuridae.
CAGUCCUCCCGUCUUGCGCCGCGGUCGCGAGAUCCGCGUUUCUCCCAAGAUGGUGGCGCUGGGCUCGGGGUGACUACAGGAGACGACAGGGCCUUUUACCCAUCGCCAGGAUCCCGACGCAUCACACUUCGCUCGCUCACGCACCCUGCCAUCGCUUAGUUAUCUGCCGACCCGGGCGCCUGCCACCCGCUCCGACUUACGCUUCACCUCUACCGACCCCGGUCGCGGGCAGCGGCGCCACCCUCAGCUCCUCCUCUCAGUAGCUCGCGGCCUGUAGCCCCUGCCAGGAGGGCCUCGCAGCCCCCCAGUGUGGACAGACAGCGGCGGCUAGCGACGAGUGCCGGGUUUUCGGCGGCCUAAGUGCCCCGUUUCCCGGCCUCGGUUUCCAGAGAAGGAAGCGCGGGUCCCGCAUGAGCCCCGGCGGUGGCGGCAGCGAAAGGGAACGAGGCGGUGGCGGGCGGAGGCGGUGGGCGAGGGCGACGACGACCAGUGAAGCGGCCGCAGCUGCGAGGGCCGCAGCCCAGGCGCGGGGGCGACGACAGAUCACCAGGAGAACCUCAGUCUGACAACAUUGAAGCUAGCCGAAUGAAGCGAGCAGCUGCAAAGCAUCUAAUAGAACGCUACUACCACCAGUUAACUGAGGGCUGUGGAAAUGAGGCCUGCACGAAUGAGUUUUGUGCUUCCUGUCCAACUUUUCUCCGUAUGGAUAACAAUGCAGCAGCUAUUAAAGCCCUCGAGCUUUAUAAGAUUAACGCAAAACUCUGUGAUCCUCAUCCCUCCAAGAAAGGAGCAAGCUCAGCUUACCUUGAGAACUCGAAAGGUGCCCCUAACAACUCUGAGAUAAAAAUGAACAAGAAGGAAGGAAAAGGAGCUAGGAUUGAUUUUAAAGAUGUGACUUACCUAACCGAAGAAAUAGUGUAUGAAAUUCUUGAAUUAUGUAGAGAGAGAGAGGAUUAUUCCCCUUUAAUCCGUGUCAUUGGAAGAGUUUUCUCUAGUGCUGAGGCAUUGGUACAAAGCUUUCGGAAAAUGAAACAGCACACCAAGGAAGAACUGAAAUCUCUUCAAGGAAAGGAUGAAGACAAAGAUGAAGAUGAAAAAGAAAAAGCUGCAUGCUCUGCUGCUGCUAUGGAAGAAGAUUCAGAAGCAUCUUCCUCAAGAAUAGGCGAUAGCUCACAGGGAGACAAUAAUUUACAAAAAUUAGGCCCGGAUGAUGUGUCUGUGGAUAUUGAUGCUAUUCGAAGAGUCUAUACCAGAUUGCUCUCUAAUGAAAAAAUAGAAACUGCCUUUCUCAAUGCACUUGUGUAUUUGUCACCUAAUGUAGAAUGUGACUUGACAUAUCAUAACGUGUACUCCCGAGAUCCUAAUUAUCUGAAUUUGUUCAUUAUUGUAAUGGAGAAUAGAAAUCUCCACAGUCCUGAAUAUCUGGAAAUGGCAUUGCCAUUAUUUUGCAAAGCAAUGAGCAAGCUACCCCUUGCAGCCCAAGGGAAACUGAUUAGACUAUGGUCUAAAUACAGUGCAGAUCAGAUUCGGAGAAUGAUGGAAACAUUUCAGCAACUUAUUACUUACAAAGUCAUAAGCAAUGAAUUUAACAGUCGAAAUCUAGUAAAUGAUGAUGAUGCCAUUGUUGCUGCUUCAAAGUGCUUGAAAAUGGUUUACUAUGCAAAUGUAGUGGGAGGAGAAGUGGACACAAAUCAUAAUGAAGAAGAUGAUGAAGAGCCCAUCCCUGAGUCUAGUGAAUUGACACUUCAGGAGCUUUUGGGAGAGGAAAGAAGAAACAAGAAAGGUCCUCGAGUGGACCCAUUGGAAACUGAACUUGGUGUUAAAACUCUGGAUUGUCGAAAACCACUUAUCUCUUUUGAAGAGUUCAUUAAUGAACCACUGAAUGAUGUUCUGGAAAUGGAUAAAGAUUAUACUUUUUUCAAAGUAGAAACAGAGAACAAGUUCUCUUUUAUGACAUGUCCCUUUAUAUUGAAUGCUGUCACAAAGAAUUUGGGAUUAUAUUAUGACAAUAGAAUUCGCAUGUACAGUGAACGAAGAAUCACUGUUCUCUACAGCCUAGUUCAAGGACAGCAGUUGAAUCCAUAUUUGAGACUGAAAGUCAGACGUGACCAUAUCAUAGAUGAUGCACUUGUUCGGCUAGAAAUGAUUGCUAUGGAAAAUCCUGCAGACUUGAAGAAACAGUUGUAUGUGGAAUUUGAAGGAGAACAAGGAGUUGAUGAGGGUGGUGUUUCCAAAGAAUUUUUUCAGCUGGUUGUGGAGGAAAUCUUCAAUCCAGAUAUUGGUAUGUUCACAUAUGAUGAAUCUACAAAAUUAUUUUGGUUUAAUCCAUCCUCUUUUGAAACUGAGGGUCAGUUUACUCUGAUUGGCAUUGUACUGGGUCUGGCUAUUUAUAACAACUGUAUCCUGGAUGUCCAUUUUCCCAUGGUUGUCUACAGGAAGCUAAUGGGGAAGAAAGGAACUUUUCGUGACUUGGGAGACUCUCACCCAGUUCUAUAUCAGAGUUUAAAAGACUUACUAGAAUAUGAAGGAAAUGUGGAAGAUGAUAUGAUGAUCACUUUCCAGAUAUCACAAACAGAUCUUUUUGGUAACCCAAUGAUGUAUGAUCUAAAAGAAAAUGGUGAUAAAAUUCCAAUUACAAAUGAAAACAGGAAGGAAUUUGUCAAUCUCUAUUCUGACUACAUUCUCAACAAAUCAGUAGAAAAACAGUUCAAGGCUUUUCGCAGAGGUUUUCAUAUGGUGACCAAUGAAUCUCCCUUAAAGUAUUUAUUCAGACCAGAAGAAAUUGAAUUGCUCAUAUGUGGAAGCCGGAAUCUAGAUUUCCAAGCACUAGAAGAAACUACAGAAUAUGAUGGUGGCUAUACCAGGGACUCUGUUCUGAUUAGGGAGUUCUGGGAAAUCGUUCAUUCAUUUACAGAUGAACAGAAAAGACUCUUCUUGCAAUUUACCACGGGCACAGACAGAGCACCUGUGGGAGGACUAGGAAAAUUAAAGAUGAUUAUAGCCAAAAAUGGCCCAGACACAGAAAGGUUACCUACAUCUCAUACUUGCUUUAAUGUCCUUUUACUUCCGGAAUAUUCAAGCAAAGAAAAACUUAAAGAGAGAUUGUUGAAGGCCAUCACGUAUGCCAAAGGAUUUGGCAUGCUGUAAAACAAAAUAAAAACAAAAAAAAAAGGAAGGAAGAAAAAAAUGAAAAAAAAGAAAAAAAUUUUAAUAAAUAUAAUGAGGGAUAAAUUUGGUGGUGAUAGUGUCCCGGUACAAAAAGGCUGUAAGAUAGUGAACCACAGUAGUCAUCUAUGUCUGUGCCUCCCUUCUUUAUUGGGGACAUGUGGGCUGGAACAGCAGAUUUCAGCUACAUAUAUGAACAAAUCCUUUAUUAUUAUUAUAAUUAUUUUUUUGCGUGAAAGUGUUACAUAUUCUUUCACUUGUAUGUACAGAGAGGUUUUUCUGAAUAUUUAUUUUAAGGGUUAAAUCACUUUUGCUUGUGUUUAUUACUGCUUGAGGUUGAGCCUUUUUUGAGUAUUUAAAAUAUAUAUACCAACAAAACUACUCCCCCAAGGAAAACAUUGCCACCAUUUGUAGACCAUGUAACCUUCAAGUAUGUGCUCUUUUUUGUCCCUGUAUCUAACUCAAAUCAGGAACUGUAUUUUUUCUUUUUUAAACGAUUUGCUUUUUAAACUUGAAGUCUUGGAAACAGUGUGAUGCAAGUACUGCUGUUCUAGCCCCCAAAGAGUUUUCUGUGCAAAAUCCUGGGAAUCAAUAAAGACAGAAGGGAGAACUCGUAAUGUUUUAACUGCAGCCCUCAGAACUUGACUUUAGUAACAGCACAACAAAUUAAAAACAACUCAUGCCACAGUAUGUUGUCUUCACGUGUCUUGCAAUGAAUUGUUUAAGUAGCCAAUCCUCUUUCUUAGUAUAUGAAAGGACAGGGAUUUUUUUUUGUUGUUGUUGUUGUUGUUGUUGUUUUAAGUUUACUGGGGAAAGUGCAUUUGGCCAAAUGAUAUGGUAGUCAGUUAGUAAGUUUGUUUUAUUAUAAACGAAAGCAUGUGAAAGUGCACUUAAAAUAAACUUUUUAUUAAUUAUUACCUAGAUUUUAAAUAGACAAUCCAAAGUUUCCCCUUCAUGUUGCCAUCAUUUUGUUUAAUCAGCUAUUUUAUCAAGGCACACGAUCAGUGUUGCAGCAUAAUGGAAAGGAUGGCUGCUGUGCCUUGUGUUGCUUAGUCAUAUAGUAAGAAGGCCUGGAAAUGAAUGGAAAUAUUACUCCUAAGAAUUACAUUGUAUAUCCCCAAAGAUUAAAUUUUACUUUAAAAAGUAAGCGUUAAAGAUUAAUUUCAUGUACUACAGAAAAGUACAGGUAGGUUUAAGUUUCUGGAUAUUUAAUGUAGUAGUUUCCCUUUUCCUAGUAUUCUGCGUCUGUGAUGUUAAUUUCUUUUAUUACAUUAUAAAAUAAAAGGAUUAUGUAUUUUUAACUAAGGAGAGACAUAUCGAUAUAUCAUUUUACUGCAAGUUACAGCUAAUUUGCUGAGCUUGUGCCUUGAUGAUUGUUUUAACUGAUUACUGGAGAUCAACCUGAUGAUUUGCUUGAAAUUGGCAGGAAAAAUACCGCUUUCAAAUCAUUGGAGGGGAAAAAGGAUGUCUUUCAGGAUUAUUUUAAUUCUUUUAGUAAUUGAGACAGAAUUGUUAUGUAUUGUAAUGCUAAAUAAAACAGUGGCAUUUUUCACCAUAGUUUAGUGGAAAAAAGAAAAUGCUUUCCAUAUUGUGAUAAGGUAACAUGGGGUUCUUCUGGGCCAGCUUAUGAGUACCCUGUUAAGGUAUUUAUUUGUACAUUACCUUGAUGCAAGGGACCCUCAUGUGACUAUAGUCAUUUUAAAGGCCCUCUCAUCCACUGUGCUUCUUAUGUAUUGUGAAAGUGAGGAGAAAUUAAAUGCUUUGGGGACAUUUUAUAUAAUAAAUUCAUGAAGAAAUUUGUGCUCUUUAGUUCUCAAGUUUUAUUAUCACAACAGUAUUGAACUUCUACAAUUGUAAUAGCACGUCUAUAUGAAAAGUUUUAAAAUGAUAAUCAUAUAUAGGUUAUCAGAUUCAUAAUUCACAUCACAUAGACUUAACAAGGAGUCAAAAACCAACCUAUCCUUAAAAAAUUUUUAAGAAAAAAAAUGAUUGUAGAAAUUAACUGCCCUUAUUACUUAGUAAUUAAUUAUUCUGUGCAUAUUAUCACUUCUGUUAUUUCCUUUUCACUAUUGAUUAUUAGAAUAUCACUGAACAAUAUGUUAAGAAAGAGGAAAACAAUAUAAACUUUUAGUGUAAAAGCUACUCCCUACACCCCAGAUGUUAAAUUAUUAUAAAAGUACUUUUCUUUGAAUUGGCCCCCAAUCUCCAGGAUGCUCUUGGGUGUGUUAAAUUGUAAACUAGUUGGUUUUUAAAAUAAAAUGCAAACUUCUUUUACCUUUUAGUAUUAUUGUAGAAUAUUUCAAACAUAAAGCAUGAAAACACAGCCUUCAGCCAGACUUUUGUGGAGUCUGGAAGUUCCAGCAAAUGAAAUGGGUAUCCUGACCCUGUAUACUACAUUCCUGGGCUGUGGUUAAUUGUUUGAUGAAAUCCAGUUACAGUUUCUUUAACUUUAGUUUGGGAUAUAUGAGUAUAGAGGGAGAUACAUACCAAAAAGAAACUUGAAAUUGAGGCUUUAAAUAAACAAAAUUUGCUACAAGUGGUUGUUAUGGGCAACAUCACUUCCUUUUCCCACAGGAACUUGGCUGUGUUGAGAUUCUAAACCCGUUUUAAGGAUCUUCCCAAGAAUCUAUACAAACUGUCAGAGGAAGAAGUGUCUCCCCAAAACUAUUCUUUCUGUUAUCUUGAUCCCCCUUUAACUGCUUACCUCAAAAAUAUUUUUCUGUCCUUCCAUCAACCUCUAAGACUCUCUGUACUUUUCCCACCCCUCCCUAAGGGCACCAAAGAAUAAAAAUACACAACUUUCACUGGUUCCUUUUCUUGUCUUGCAUCAUUUUAUCCACAGUGUUAAGUGUGUAAGAAUUGUCUGGGGAGGGUGGGGUUUAUAAGUAUAGAAAGUUUCAAGCCUUUUCUCCUUUCCCUAUUCCAAGAUGGUGGAUUGAUACUUGUAGCAAUCACUGCAAGAAGAUUCUGAUGAAUAUAUGGGCUGGAUUUAAUUAUGAGAAAGACUUAAUCCAGUGCUGUUUCAUGAAAAUGCACUGCUCAAGGAUAUUCAUAACUUAAUUGCCAAAAUCAAGAACUCUUAUCUUUAAACACUGGCAACACCCUGUACUUGAGCUGCUGCUUCUCUAACUGCAGCAUGAGUUGCAGUUCCAUAGCAACUUAUCCAAAUCUUGAGUUCUUAUCUGAACCUUUUCCAUUCUCUUUGGUCAGCCUCAGCCCUUCCUAAAGAUUCUUCUCUACUUCCCUGUCUUCUGCUCAGACUUCUAGCUCUAGGUUAUAUUUUUGGUGUUCAAAGUCAGUAUGCCUAAAAAUGAAACUCUUAAAUUAGCAUCUCUUCCAGCCACUUUCUGUUGCUUUCUUAAAAGUGUCACCUUUGUACAAGUCAUCAAAAUUUCUCAUUGUUAUUCAAUUAGGCUUCCUUUCAGGCCUUGCUCCUCUAACCCUCGAUGUUCUUAUUUCCUUCCUAACUUAUCUACCUGACUCUAACUUCUUAUUGUAAACCUUUUCUUUCUGCCAAUACCCUCCACCCAGAAACCUGUUCUCCUUUGAAUAAGGUCAGGCAUCCUCUGAUCUCCACAGACUGAACCCAACCUACCUUUUCAGUUCUUCUAUUACAGGCACCUCUCUCCACAUGCACAUUUCCUACACAGCAUCUUCACUUGUCAUAGACCUAAUGAUUUUAUAUUUCUCAAAUAUCCUUCAAAACCAAAUUUUAAAAGCAUCUUGUCCAUAAAGACUUUAUUGAUUACCCCCUGCCCCGCCCGCCCAAGUGCCUGAGUAACCUCAUAGCAGCCCACACAUCUCACAGCACAGCAUGGUGGAGUAUUAUUUGAACAGCGAGGAGUUAUAAUUGUUAAAGGAGUGUUUCAGGCUAAUCUUGAUACGAUCCUUUCCAUGUUUUAGCUUUGUUUCUGAAGCUUCUGUUAACUGUUAACUUGGAAUAUAAAUAAAUUCCUGGUGAGGACUGUCUAUUUAAUAAAGUCUUUGUCUUUCACAUAUAGUAGGUGCUUACUUUGUUAAAGACUUGAAUCCAUCUUUCCACCAUCUUGACAAAACUUUUUAUUUAAAACAUUUAAAAUAUUUUAAUAUUUAGUGGUUAAAGAUUUGUUCCCCAGUGAGGAGGCUCCUUGAAAUUAUUGGCUCUGUCAUUUUGGCCCAUGGAAAGGAAGAUAAAGAGGAGGUAUGAAAAUGCCCUUAAAAGCAAGAUUUUUGUGUAACAUUUCCCAUCUUCCGGUAUACUGGCAACUAGAAGCUUCUGCAGCUACCCUCUCUGUAUCCACAUUCAUCCCUUCUCUCUCAGUGGAAAUAGAGGCUGACAGUCAUCUUACACCAUUGUGCUAUUGCCAGCCACUCAUGCUUAUCAAGGAGCGAUUCUCAGAUCCUCAACCUCUCAGCCAAACACUGCUCUCUAUACUAAAUGAAGCAUUCACCAUGGUGAGUGCCUUUUGUAUGAGAGUCAUAUUUAGCAUUUUCUUACACUCAUCUAAGUUGAAUUCCUUUAGAUUAUGGAGGGAGUUAACUUCUAGUGCACAGUCUUGUAUAUAUGAUCUUUCAUUUCACCUGCCCAAAGCCCUACACCCAGUAAAUAGAGAAACAGGGCCUGGGCCAACAUGAAUUUAAAAUCUGUCAUUUUCUCAUUGACAAAAAUUAAACAUCAAAUCAAGAUGCUUAGACAACUGAGCAGUACCUGGGAUAAUUAUUUUAAUUACCUUCUCACCCUAGGAAACCAUACAAAGUGGGAUUGGAUGUAUCCGGGAAACAAUACACAGUGGUUGAGGGAGCAGCCUUCAGAGUUAGAUGACUCUGGUUUUCGGUCCUGGCCCUGCCAUUCCCUUGGCUUGGAUUAUACCCAAUCCUACCUUAUCACUGAUUGUCAGGAUUCAAUGAAAUUGAGAUAUAUAUUGCUAGUUAACAUCUUGCAAGACAUCCUGAGAGACAGAUGGGUUCUCCCAAUGUUUGCCAGAAAAUAAGAGAAAGGGAAGUCUUAAGUGAGAGGUUGGAAAUGUUUGUAAUAAAAAUUUGUUGAGCAAGAAUUGACCUUCCCUCAUCCAUCUGAAAAAUGGAAGAGGAGUGCUUUUCCUCAUCAAUGUUUAAGAUAUAAUUCAUACACCGUAAAAUUCACCCUUUUCAAAUUGUAAAAUAUGUGGUUCUUAGUAUAUUCACAGAAUUGUGCAAUUGUCAUCAUUAUAUAAUUCCAGAGCAUUUUCAUCACUGUUCUUAAUCCCCAGCCCCUGGCAACCACUAAUCUACUUUCUGCCUAUGGAUUUGCCUGUUGUGGACAUUUCAUAUCAAUGGAAUUAUACAAUAUGUGGCCUUUGUGUCUUUUUUUUUCUUCCUCCCGCUUGGAGUAAUGUUUUCAGAGUGCAUCCAUGUUGUAGCAUGUUUAUCAGUACCUUGUUUCUUUUUGUGGCUGAAUAAUGUCAUUGUAUUGAUAUACUGUAUUUUUUGUUUAUCUACUCAGUUGAUGGAUACUUGCGUUGUUUCUGCUUCUUGGCUAUUAUGAAUAUUACUACUAUGAAAAUUUGUGUACAAGUUUUUAUGUGGACCUAAAUUUUCAUUUCUCUUGGUUGUAUCUUUUAAGCAUCUUAUGGUUUUAAUUCUUAUAUUUAGGUCUUUGACCCAUUUUUGCAUGUGGUGCAUUGUAGGGAUCCAGUUUCAUCCUUUUGGUAUGUGGAUAUCUAGUCAUAUAAGCAACAACUGUUGAAAAGACUAUUAUUUCCUCAUGAAUGGUCUUGGCACCCUUGUCAAAAAACAAUUGACCGUAAAUAUAAGAUUUUUGGACUCUCAAUUUUAUUCCAUUGUUCUGUAUGUCUAUCCUUAUGCCAGUUACCACAGUGUUUGGAUUACUAUAGCUUUAUAGUAAGUUUUGAAUUUGGGAUGUAUGAGUUCUCUUACUCUGUUCUAUUUCAAGAUCAUUUUGUUUUAUUCUGGGUCCCUUGUAUUCCACAUGAAUUUUAGGAUCAACAUGUUAAUUUCUGCAAAACAAGUACCUGGGAUUUUGGUAGUGAUUGUGUUGAAUAUAUAGAUCAGUUUGAGGAAUGUUGCUAUUUUAACAGUAUUAAAUUUUUCAAUUCAUGAAUGUGGAGUGUCUUUCCAUUUGUUUAGGUCUUUAGUUUCUUUCAAUGAUGUUUUAUAGAUUUCAGUGUAUACGUCUUGACCUCUUUGGUUAAAAUAUUUCUGAGUAUUUUAUUCUUUUUAAUGCUAUUACAGAAUUGUUUUCUAAAUUUUGAUUUUUGGAUUAUUCAUUGCUAGUGUCUAGAAAUAUAAUUGAUUUUUAAGUAUUGAUCCUGUAUGCUGUAGCUAUUCUGAACUCAUUUAUUCUUUUUUUAAUUCCUUAGAAUUUUCUAUACACAAGAUCCUGUAUCUGUGAAUAGAAAUACUUUUACUUCCUUUCUAACCUGAAUUCUUUUUAUUUCUUUUUCUUGCCUAAGUGCCCUGGCUAGCACCUCUGUACAAGAUUGAAUAGGAGUGGCAAGAGUGGAAAUCUUUUUCUUGUUCCUGAUUUUAGGGGGAAAGCGUUCAGUCUUUCACCAUUAAGUAUGAUGUUAGCUGUGGGUUUUUCAUAGAUGCUUCAAGUUAAGGAAAUUCCCAUCUAUUACUAGUUUAUUGAGUGUUUUUAUCAAAAAAAAAAGAUAUUGGAAUUUGUCAAAUGCUUCUUCUGUAUCUAUUAAGGUUGUCAUGUAGUUUUUGUCCUUUAUUCUAUUGAUAUGUUGUAUUACAUUGAUGGAUUUUUGUAUAUUGAACCAACCUUGCAUUCCUGGAAUAAUCCCACUUGUCUAUGCUACAUAAACCAUUUUCUAUGCUGCUGGA